Galdieria sulphuraria is the source of this 1404-nucleotide messenger RNA. RefSeq lists its product as hypothetical. The coding region runs from base 33 to 1373 and encodes 446 amino acids. Gene Ontology annotation, cellular component: membrane. The transcript has 9 exons. The record is from RefSeq and is a predicted model, not a curated record. NCBI's taxonomy places the organism in Eukaryota, Rhodophyta, Bangiophyceae, Galdieriales, Galdieriaceae.
CGAUUCUUUUGAGAAAUUUCCGUUGACAAAGCAUGACUAGCGUGACUGUUGGAGUCUUGGGUCUCUUAACCUUUGGGACUGUUACUAGUUUACUUGCAAAGAUAAUCUUUGGAGUUCCUUCCCUAGGAAUAGAUGGUCAGUUGAAGGAGUUUCGAAAACCCUUAUUUGAGACCUUUGCGAUGUUCUAUGGAAUGUCUUUCUGUUUCGUAUUGGAUAUGUUACAGCGCCAAAAAUUGGAGUCAAAGUCAGAACUUGUAGAAAAGAACGCCAAAAGUCGUCACCAUUCGGUUCUUGUUAUAUGGUUUCCAGCAGCUUUUGAUCUUAUUGCCACAGUUUGUAUGUGCACCGGUCUUCUUUAUACAACUGUCUCAGUAUAUCAAAUGCUGAGAGGAGCAAUGCUUGUGUUUACAGCGCUAUUCUCAGUGAGAAACAAGUUAUUCUUGAAACGAAAACUCACUUUCCAUCAUUAUGUCAGUAUCUUCUUGAACAUUCUUGGUAUUUCCUUGGUAGGUCUUGCGAACAUUCUAUCGGAAAAGGACAUCGCGAUGAGAGGCAAUCUGGUUAUGGGAAUUAUCUUAAUGAUUUUUGGACAAUGUGCUCAAGCAGCUCAGGUUGUUGUGGAAGAAUAUUUUUGUCAAGACUUGAAUAUGCCCUCCAUCCGUGUGGUGACUUAUGAAGGCCUCUUUGGUGUUGCUAUGAUGUUGUUGAUCGUAUUUCCCUUGGCUUAUUGGGUUCCUGGACAAGACUCUGGUUCUUUAGAAAACAUACUGGAUUCCUUUAUCAUGAUUGAGCAUUCUUGGAUAUUGCAAGGAAUAUUGCUGAUGGAUGUCUGUUGCAUGUUGUUCUUUAAUUACUUUUCUAUGAAUGUUACCAAGCUGAGUAGCUCUAUGUUUCGAACACUUUUGGAGACGAUGAGAACAAUGAUUGUUUGGAUAGUGGACAUUUUAUUAUAUUAUUUCAUAUCGCAAGGGCAAUUUGGAGAGCCUUGGACACAAUAUAGUUUUCUGCAAGUCAUUGGUUUUAUGUUUCUAGUCAUUGGCACUUUCCAGUACUCUCAAUAUCCAACAUUGCCUGUAUCAGAAGAAGAAUGGUUUGAAGAGGAGGAGAAAGUACCUCUUGUUACAGAUGUUCCUAGAAACGUCACUAUGAAACAAGUCACUGGGAAGGAACCAGUUGUUAGUCAUAUCAACGAGAAAGGAACCAGUCAAAUAACUAUUGGCUCGAAGAAUCCACCAAAGAAUGUUCCCAGCUUUUACUCAUCUUCUCCUUCCAUAUUUAUGAGGCAUGGAGGUUUCUCUCCUUCGGUUUACUCGUCGGAGAUAUUGGAAUUGGAAGCAAGGCAAAGUGGUUCCUUGUCUUCUACGGUGGAAUAAGUGCAUGAAACAAUAAUACUACUACAAAAUG